Molecule: messenger RNA, 900 nt
Organism: Eruca vesicaria subsp. sativa (arugula)
Lineage: Eukaryota; Viridiplantae; Streptophyta; Magnoliopsida; Brassicales; Brassicaceae
Source: the annotation of a GenBank genome assembly
AUGUCUUACAUGGGUGUUCUCUAUGAGAUCUGCCCUUACUGGAAGUUCGCAUACACAGCUGCAAAUGCUGCCAUCUUAGAAGUAGUGGCUGGGGAAAAGAGAGUCCACAUUAUAGAUUUCCAGAUUGCACAGGGAUCACAGUACAUGUCUCUCAUCCAGGAGCUUGCCAAACGCCCUGGUGGACCGCCGUUGUUACAUGUCACAGGCGUGGAUGAUUCACAGUCCAACUAUGCCCGUGGGGGAGGACUCAGCUUAGUAGGUGAGAAGCUCGCAAGCACUGCGCAGUCAUGUGGCGUCCCGUUUGAGUUUCACGAUGCAUUCAUGCAGCGGGAACACCUAGGGGUGGAGCCUGGCUUUGCAGUCGUUGUGAACUUCCCUUACGUGUUGCACCACAUGCCUGAUGAGAGUGUGAGUGUUGAGAAUCACAGAGACAGGCUGCUUCAUCUGAUCAAGAGCUUAUCACCGAAACUCGUGACGUUAGUGGAGCAAGAGUCCAACACAAACACCUCUCCUUUCCUGUCGCGGUUUGUAGAGACGCUUGAUUACUACACAGCGAUGUUUGGGUCGAUAGAUGCAGCUCAGCCACGGGAUGAUAAGCAGAGGAUCAGCGCGGAGCAACACUGCGUGGCGAGAGACAUAGUGAACAUGAUAGCAUGCGAGGAGGCGGAGAGAGUGGAGAGACACAAGGUGUUAGGGAAGUGGAGGGUCAGAAUGAUGAUGGCUGAGUUCAUGUGCUGGCCGGUCAGCUCAUCCGCAGCGUUUGCAGCGAGUGAGAUGCUUAGAGGUUAUGACAAGAACUAUAAACUAGGUGGGAAUGAAGGAGCACUCUAUCUUUUCUGGAAGAGGAGACCCAUGGCUACAUGUUCUGCUUGGAAGCCAAACCCAAACCAGAUUGCAUAG